Messenger RNA from Hemiscyllium ocellatum (epaulette shark), 3854 nucleotides. Its product is annotated as ras-related protein Ral-A. The record is from RefSeq and is a predicted model, not a curated record. Gene Ontology annotation, cellular component: plasma membrane. Gene Ontology annotation, molecular function: GDP binding; GTPase activity; GTP binding. Gene Ontology annotation, biological process: Ras protein signal transduction; regulation of exocytosis. The coding region runs from base 350 to 970 and encodes 206 amino acids. NCBI's taxonomy places the organism in Eukaryota, Metazoa, Chordata, Chondrichthyes, Orectolobiformes, Hemiscylliidae. The transcript has 6 exons.
GCACUGAUCCCAUCCCAUUCCGCCCUGCCCUGCCCUUCUGACGAGCGUUGUUCCAUCUUCCGCCAUAUUAACAGUGAUCGGACGGGCGGGGCGGGGGCAGAGUCAGAGUGGCUGGUGAGCGACCUGCGUUUAGUGGCAGCGGCUGGCUGAUCUCUCAUUUCUUCGGUGCCGUGACCGGUGUUUUUUAUGUGCAGAAUCAAAUGCUACUGCACUUGUCCAUCAAAGACUAAAAGAAUUAGUGGAAGUUUGAGGCGAAAUAGGAAUCAUGAAGCAGUCACAACAGAGCUAAUAGGUGGAAAAUUGCUAUCCAUCAAGUUUCACGUUUUGGUGAUACACCUCUAGUCAUAAAAUGGCAGCAAACAAGACCAAAGGCCAGAAUUCCUUGGCUCUCCAUAAAGUGAUCAUGGUUGGGAGUGGUGGUGUGGGAAAAUCUGCCUUGACGCUACAAUUCAUGUAUGAUGAGUUUGUUGAGGAUUAUGAACCUACAAAAGCCGACAGCUACCGGAAGAAAGUGGUGCUGGAUGGUGAGGAAGUCCAGAUAGACAUCCUUGAUACUGCAGGCCAAGAAGACUAUGCUGCUAUCAGGGAUAACUAUUUUCGUAGUGGAGAAGGCUUCCUCUGUGUCUUCUCUAUCACUGAACAAGAAUCCUUUGCAGCUACAGCUGAUUUCAGGGAACAGAUUCUUCGAGUAAAAGAGGAUGAGAAUGUUCCCUUUCUGCUUGUUGGCAAUAAAUCCGAUUUGGAAGACAAACGACAAGUAUCGGUGGAUGAAGCAAAGAACAGAGCUGACCUAUGGAGUGUGAAUUAUGUAGAAACAUCUGCAAAAACAAGAGCCAAUGUUGAUAAGGUUUUCUUUGACUUGAUGAGGGAAAUACGUGCAAGAAAAAUGGAAGAUAGUAAAGAGAAGAAUGGAAAGAAGAAACGGAAAAGCAUAGCAAAAAGGAUUCGGGAAAGAUGUUGCAUUUUAUAAACUCUGCAGACCAAACCAUUUUAGAAGUUUAAGCAUACUAAGUAUCUCAUUUCAUUCACUGUCCUUCAAAGUGAUUGAAGGUACACAAUUGUUUUACACAUUCUGGUUUCGAAGCAUGAAUUGAAGCCAACUUGAGGACACAAUUGAUCAGGAAGUUUUAAUGUCAAUCCGAAGCAUUGCUUUUCUUUUGCAAUGUCAAGUGGUAUCUGGGCUUCAGAUUUCAAUUUUUUUAAUGUAAAAUACCAUUGGGCGUUUCUUUGGGUUAAUCAUUUCAGUCGUCACUUAAAUUGCAGUGAAAACUGGUAACUCACUUCUCUCACAAGGCAAAGCACUUUGUUAAAUCACAUUUUGAAUCUGGACUAUCAGCAUUUGUAGAUUCCUAUCAAAGAGCUUUUCGUUUUUCUCUGGUAAAAACCAGAGCUGAAGUGUACUGCUAUUUGGAAGAUAACUAGUUUGCAUCUCACAGAACUUUUAUCUUGCUGGAUUUGCUCUUUCCUUUAGAGAAAAAGCACUGUCUACUUGUAAGCUAAGUAGGUUGCACCACUUUUUUCACCACUGAAUUUUCUAAGAUACUUGUUGUUAAUAACAGCACUCAUUUUUAACCCAUUGCAAGCUGAGAUAAAACUUGCUGCAUUGAUGGUUUAAAAAUCUUAAGUAUUAAGAGUAACCUGUAAAAUUUCAGUGUUUUUCUUCUAAAUGAGCUUACUUGGGUUUUUGGCAGCUCCAACUGGCCGCUUAGCAUUUGUUUUACCUUUUUAUGAAUGCUAGUUAUUGUAGCAUUGCCAGUAAACUUAGACUAUUGGUGCCAUGAAUUUCUAAUGUUACCUGUUAGUCAAACUAUACUUCCAACAGUAGAGUGUACAGCAGCUUGUUUAUGUCCCAGUGACACUCUGAUAUUUGCUACAUUGAAAUUAAAUAGGGAAAAUUCCAUGUGCUGUGGUGUCAUUACUUUCCUCCCUACAAUGUUCUAAACCAGUUUUAAGUAUGAGUAAAAAGGUGUGGGAUGUUUAAUUAAGCCUAAUUCCUCAACAAUAAAUUACUCCUGUUGUUGCUGUACUAAAUAACAGGAAUGCAUGCUGUUUUAAGCUUGCAGUUUUGUUAAUUGGAGUAAAACUGGAAUUCUCAUGAAGUUUCAUUUGACUUAAUGUUGAGUUACUAGAGCAGUAGUCAGUAGUUUUGCUUUGCUAUUGGCAGCUUGAGCACUUGACAUCUCUUUCAACCCCCUGGAAUUUAAUGAACUUGUUUUGGUCUUGAGAGAGAAGUUUGGGAAACUUGGCCAUGAAACUGCCUGGGUUAAAUUAUGAUCUCCAAUUAUUAGAUUGCAAAUAGUUGUGUAUUAUAUCUACACAAGUGAAUGGGUUAGUUUUUUUCUUUUAGUCACAGAUAGGAUUUGAUCAUAUUAGUCUUUGAUUUCAAUGAGCCCCCUCCUACCUAUGGCCUCUUGAGAAGCUUGCACCUGCUGUGACAGCCCAUAUAAGGUAGACACCUUAAAGCAAUUUUAACGCAACACGCUCACUGGAAACUGAUCAAGUGUAAUAUUGGUUUUACUCCCCUCCCAAUGGAAGGAAGUGUCAGUGGUGAGUAGCAAUUGUGUGGUGCAAAACUAGUGUUCCAUCUGAAUUCUGUGGGUUUCCUGUAAAGCAGGUUAGGUUAAAUUAUCUUCCCAAACGGAGAAACAGAAGGUGGACUCUGUCAGCAUGGGAUUCCUGAAAUUUGUGAUCAGUUGGGAUAAACAGAAGUUACUCAGAUGUAACAAAUUUUGAUUAUGUCUGUAAUCGGAUGGGGAAAAAUUGGGAUUCUGUUUGCUAACGUGCUAGACCUGCAUGUAGAUGGAUUUCACUGUAUUUGUCAUAUCAAAGUAAUUGUAAGUGGCAUUUGGAGGCAGAUUCUGGCUUUUCAAAUGAGGCACUAAUGCACAAUAAAUACACAUGCAUAUCAAGCUGGGCUGUACUGUAGAAAAGCAGUGUAAAACUUGUAAAUAGAAACUUGUCUGAAAAUGCCUUAAUUUAAAAGCUUUACAGGUUACAUCCAUCAGGAGUGUGGCAAAUGAAUUAUGCAGACAAAACUGCAAAGAACUUCUUACUGUAAUCCUGUAAAAUGUGCCAUAUUUUGGGUCUAAUAGCCCAGAACACAAUUCAGUUGACUUGAUAUUUGGGGCUACCAUCUUCAGAAUUAUGCAUUUUGGUUCAAAUGGUUAAACUUUUUUUUUGUAACGUAUGUGUUGUCCUUCAAAUUAUAGUACCCAGCCUACAGGGAGGUUAGUGGGAAAAUGAAAGAAUGAAGAUUUGAACUGUUGGGUUUAGAAAUCCCCACGAACCAGCCAAUGUAUUCCCUUUCUAUUGGCUGAAGUUUACUGACACAAGGAAUUGAGACAUGUUCAAAAAGGCUGUUUGGAUUAUUUAACAGUUUCAAAGGAAUGCCAGGAUGACACCACUAAAUCUGAAGUGCUGGGAACCUAGAAUGUAUCAUAUAUACAGUAAUUUGUUCGGUCGUUUUUUAUUUUGGUGCAUUGUUUGAAUUUUGUCAUGUUUUAAACUUUUAUUGUUGUGUAUUUGAAAGUAGGAGCUAUUUCCACUGUAUAGAAUUGAGGGAUGCCAUGGAGAAUUGCUGCAAGGUAUAUGAAUCUUGUUUUGAGCAGAAGCAAUUUGGACACUUUUUUUUAUAUUUUGUGUGAACAGUGCAUAGCAGUGAAAUUUGUAUAGUAGCGUGAAUUAUAAGAAUGAAAAUGAUUCUAACCACUAACAUUUAGACUUGCAGUAUAUGUGAAGCCUGGGUAUUAUGGUGUUAUGAAGCUGAAAAACACAAGUGUUAAAAGCUGAUGCCCAUAAAACAUUUUAAUUGUAUGUUGAACCAUUACAAAAUAAAAUAACACUUUUUACAGCAA